This is a messenger RNA of Bemisia tabaci, 1132 nucleotides long. Its product is annotated as peptidyl-prolyl cis-trans isomerase 5. Gene Ontology annotation, molecular function: peptidyl-prolyl cis-trans isomerase activity; cyclosporin A binding. The record is from RefSeq and is a predicted model, not a curated record. NCBI's taxonomy places the organism in Eukaryota, Metazoa, Arthropoda, Insecta, Hemiptera, Aleyrodidae. Gene Ontology annotation, cellular component: cytoplasm; intracellular membrane-bounded organelle. Gene Ontology annotation, biological process: protein peptidyl-prolyl isomerization; protein folding.
AACACAAAACAUCUCCGAGCAGAGGUUAGUGAACGGGAGAGGACACCAAUCGGCCACGACCACUUGGCUUUACUACUUAAAUUUCGAAUUUUCCAAGUUCUCUGCAUCCUGUCGCCACACUUGUGACCACAAUUUUCCUUCUGUACUCCAGGAAACUCAAAGCAAUCAUGAAGAACCCGAAAGUUCAGGUCGGAUUGCUGUUCUCUCUCAUCACUUUGUGCGUCUUGUUCGUCAUCUCCAACGCCGCCGAAGAUCCGAAGAAAUCAGGACCUAAAGUUACCGAUAAGGUUUGGUUCAAAGUCAAGAUGGGGGAGGAAGAACUCCCAGAACUAAUCUGGAUCGGAUUAUUCGGUGGAACCGUCCCGAAGACUGUCGAGAAUUUCAAGCAGCUCGCUACGAAACCAGAAGGCGAGGGCUACAAGGGAAGCAAAUUCCACAGGGUGAUUAAGGACUUCAUGAUCCAGGGUGGCGACUUCACCAGAGGAGAUGGAACUGGUGGUCGCAGUAUCUAUGGUGACAAGUUCGAAGAUGAAAACUUCAAAUUGGAACACUAUGGUGCAGGAUGGUUAUCUAUGGCCAAUGCUGGAAAAAAUACCAAUGGAUCUCAGUUUUUCAUUACCACAAAACAGACCCCCUGGCUCAACAAACGCCAUGUUGUUUUCGGAAAGAUUUUGAAAGGAAUGAAUUCAGUCCGGAAAAUAGAACAAACAAAGACUGAUAGACAAGACCGGCCUGUCGAAGAUGUUAUCAUUGUUGACUGUGGUCAUGAGAAAGUUGACCAACCCUUCUCAGUAGCUAAAGCUGAUGCCACCGAAUAAACAUUCAUAGAAGUUGAUUUCAUCAGCCAAUAAUGUGAUAUAGAUAUAAGCUCAAUAACUCUGGUAACUAAUAUCAAAAAUUUAACUUUCUACUUAACUAUGUUUUCUAAUUUUUUUCUUCCGUUAGGUUUUGUGAUAUGUACCUUAGUGGUUGAUUUUUUUUCUUUUUUUUUCUACUUAAAAUUGUGCAUGUUUUCAUGCCAGCUUCUGUUCUAUUGCGCAGAGUAAAUGCAUUUAAUUUUCUCACAGAGAAACUUUUCCUUGUAAGCUUCUCUCUUUUAUAAUUUUCUUUGAAAUAAAUAACUGCUCCAGAA